This is a messenger RNA of Vigna radiata var. radiata (mung bean), 1005 nucleotides long. RefSeq lists its product as uncharacterized. The transcript has a single exon. NCBI's taxonomy places the organism in Eukaryota, Viridiplantae, Streptophyta, Magnoliopsida, Fabales, Fabaceae. The record is from RefSeq and is a predicted model, not a curated record. The coding region runs from base 198 to 707 and encodes 169 amino acids.
AAUUUUAUAAUUUUGUUACAAAUUUAACUAACAAGAAGAAAGAGUGUGUUAAAAUACACAAAUGUGAAUAUACAUUAAAAAGGGUUUUGUUAGCCUGUGAAAAGCUUGUCACUCCCUUGGUUCAAGCUCCCCCAUCCAUUCACUUCGAUUCCACCGCACAUUUCUCAAACCCUUCCUUUCUUCUUAACAAUGGAGGGAUGACCCCUCACUCUUUUCACUCGCCGCCGCCGCUCCCCAUGGCACGCCAGCAGAAGGUCCUGCGCCGCUCCCCGCCGGUGACCAGGUGCCGGGAGGGCUGCCGUGCAGGAGAGGUCGCAGGAAAUGCAACUGCGGCGUGCGCCGCCGUGUGCUGCUGCGUACCUUGCACAGUGAUGGACGUGGUUGUGCUUGCGGCGUACAAGGUCCCCGCCGGUCUCGUGAGGAAGGCCAUGCACAAGAGGAAGCGACGCCAGUUGCAGAAGAAGAACAAGAAAACAGAGGCUCUCUUGGAUCACCGGCCCGAUGGUGUUUCUGGGCUCGAUGAUGUUUCUGGGCCCAGGCCCUCUCUGGAGGAAAACCUCUCGGAAGACGUGGCGGAGGACACUAGCAAGCUGGAGGAGGAGAUGUGGGCCCAGUUUAACGGAACGGGCUUCUGGAGAAGCGAUUCUCAGCGCCUCGAACAACAACGACAACAACCCACUGCGGAAUGCCACUGCCAGGCCCAAUGAUUUCGACAUUUGCGCGCAAAUGAAACGAAACCAUUUUGGAGCGUGAGGUGGACGCGCGAUGAUUUGUGUGUGCAUAAGACAUUGAUUAAUGAAGUAUAUUGGGUUUAGUGAAGAUUAAUUUUUUUUUCUCCUUGUAGUUGUAGUUAGGAAGGGUACGUAGAAAGUAGGUAUUGGCAUGAUAAGUUUGAGGUGGGGAGAGUAAUGAUGUAUUCAUUUUAAGGUUGAGAUUGAAAUAGAUUAAUGUUGUACAUAUUUCUUUUUCAAAACGGGAGGAGUAGGUCAUAUAACACAUCAAAAA